AGAAUGGCGCGUUAGACGAUGCUUCGCAGAAAUUGAGAAUUGUGUAAUUCUCAGACGAUGUUUUGCAGAAACUUCCUCCACCAUCUUGCUGCCGGGCCCUUAAAGUCAUUCAGCAUUCACCCCAUCCCACCUCAAGAACACAGACUUAUUUUCAAAUCUGUUGAAACAAACGUCCCUCCCUUUAUACAUUUUCCACUACUCUCUAUACGUGCAUGUAUGUCGAGAAAUUUAUCUUAAUAUAACUUUUAAUAAUUUGGUGGGUUCAAAAUUUUGGAUCAGUUAGAAGCAAGAAUCUUUACUUCAGAAAGUUUAUCAGGCAAAUUGCCUGGGUCUGUCGACAUGGAAUCCAUCGAGGAAAAGGUCGACCUUGAAUCUGACAAGGAGAUCCCAUUUAACGCUACUCCAAAAACAAAUAAAAGGCAAUCUUUCAAUUUUGAGGCAAACGAUGUCAUUUCACCCUCAAAAGUUUCCUCUUUAUCAGGCUUAAGAAAGAUGCAGAUCAGUCUGCUUAAGAGUAUCUACAUCGUCUUAAUCAAAGCAAAGAUAAGCGUUUUGCUUCCAUUUGGGCCCAUUGCAAUAAUGUUGCACUAUCUUAGCAAGAAACAUGGAUUUGUCUUCUUCUUUUGCUUAGUGGGAAUUACUUCUUCGGUGGAGCGUCUGGGUUAUGUGACUGAACAGCUUGCAUUUUUUACGGGGCCUACAGUGGGGGCCCUCCUGACCGCAAUCUUUGGCAAUGCUACUGAGAUGAUAAUUUCGAUAUACGGAGUGAAGAAUGGGAUGCUAAGGGUCGUUCAGCAGUCAUUAUCGGGUUCCAUAUUGUCCAAUAUGCUUUUGGUGCUUGGAUGUGCCUUCUUCUGUGGUGGGGUGGUUCAUCACCAGAAAGUACAGAAUUUCAAUAAGGCUGACGCCCUGGUGAACUUAGGUUUGUUAUUAAUGGCCGUCAUGGGUUUACUAUUUCCAGCAGUUCUGCACCAUACUCAUACAGAAGUGCAUCUAGGCAGGUCAGAGCUAGCUCUAUCAAGAUUUAGUAGCUGCAUAAUGCUGAUUGCAUAUGCAAGCUAUCUUUUCUUUCAGCUCAAGAGUCAACCAAAUCUGCAUGGUUCUCUUGAUGAGCAUUUGUCACAGUUGAGGGAGAAUGAUGAAGAUUCGGAUGAAGAGGCUGCCGAGAUUACCCAGUGGGAAGCAAUUGUGUGGUUCACAGUGUUGACACUCUGGAUAUCAGUUUUGUCUGGGUAUCUGGUUGAUGCCAUACAGGGAGCAUCUGAGUCGAUGAACAUGCCAGUGGCUUUUAUUAGUGUCAUUUUGCUUCCAAUUGUGGGUAAUGCUACAGAAUAUGCAAGUGCUAUCAUUUUUGCCAUGAAGGACAAGCUCGAUAUCACUCUUGGAGUUGCGAUUGGAUCGUCUACUCAGAUAUCAAUGUUUGUAAUACCAUUCGUUGUAAUUUUUGGAUGGAUAAUGGGGAUGCCUCUGGACUUGAACUUCCAACUCUUUGAAACUGCUGCACUAUUUAUCACUGUGAUAGUGGUUGCAUUUAUGCUUCAGGAAGGAACAUCAAACUAUUUCAAAGGUUUGAUGCUUAUUCUAUGCUAUCUCAUUGUUGCUGCAAGUUUCUUUGUCCACGUCGAUCCAUCAUAUGAUGGUUAAUAAGAUUGGAGAAAGAAGGAUUAUUUCAUUUGUUCGAGGUUGGCACAACAAAUAGCUAGAUCUGCAACACUCUCUAUGUACAAAGCCCGUCUUCGUAAAACUUAACUUUGGCCCUACGGGAGUAGGUGGAAAAUAUAGAUAGAGCAGAUUAUCAAUGUCAGCAGCAGCACUGAGCUGGUAGAUUUUGACUCUCGUAUAUUCAUCUGUGUUAUAUGCUAUUUGAUCGAUAAACAAAAUUGAGCAGAAUCAACAUUCACCAGCAUUACAGAAAGCUGCUCCCUUUUAUUUAUUUAUUUUUAUUUUUUUUAUUAUUAUUUUUUAAUACGAAAAAGAAGCUGGGUUGGAUGCAAAGCAAAUUGGAGCAUGUAAUCUUUGAUAUCUUUUGUUUAUUCUUUAAGAAUUAUUUUGUUAUGAAAUCCAUCCCUGUUAUUCAUGCUUGGUUCAUUUUUUUGUCCAAGUUCAGUUUGAAUAAAGCAUUUGACUAGUCAGAUUUGAGUAAUUUGUUCAA
Messenger RNA from Olea europaea var. sylvestris, 2152 nucleotides. RefSeq names its product vacuolar cation/proton exchanger 2-like. Gene Ontology annotation, biological process: calcium ion transmembrane transport; intracellular calcium ion homeostasis. The transcript has 12 exons. The record is from RefSeq and is a predicted model, not a curated record. Lineage: Eukaryota; Viridiplantae; Streptophyta; Magnoliopsida; Lamiales; Oleaceae. Bases 340 to 1644 code for a protein of 434 amino acids. Gene Ontology annotation, cellular component: plant-type vacuole membrane. Gene Ontology annotation, molecular function: calcium:proton antiporter activity.